AUGGCUAGAGCAUUAGUGCUAUUGUCGGUGGUGCUGGUUAGUUUGUUGGUGAACCAGGGGAGAGCAUCAGAUAACCAGCGGCUCUUCAAUAAUGCAGUCAUUCGUGUACAACACCUGCACCAGCUGGCUGCAAAAAUGAUUAACGACUUUGAGGACAGCCUGUUGCCUGAGGAACGCAGACAGCUGAGUAAAAUCUUCCCUCUGUCUUUCUGCAAUUCUGACUACACUGAGGCGCCCACUGGAAAAGAUGAAACACAGAAGAGCUCUAUGUUGAAGCUUCUUCGCAUCUCUUUUCGCCUUAUUGAGUCCUGGGAGCUCCCCAGCCAGACCCUGAGCGGAACCGUCUCAAACAGCCUGACUGUCGGGAACCCCAACCAGAUCACUGAGAAGCUGGCCGACUUGAAAAUGGGCAUCAGUGUGCUCAUCAAGGGAUGUCUCGAUGGUCAACCAAACAUGGAUGAUAACGACUCCCUGCCGCUGCCUUUUGAGGACUUCUACUUGACCAAGGGGGAGAACAACCUCAGAGAGAGCUUUCGUCUGCUGGCUUGCUUCAAGAAGGACAUGCACAAGGUCGAAACCUACUUGAGGGUUGCAAAUUGCAGGAGAUCCCUGGAUUCCAACUGCACCCUGUAG
This is a messenger RNA of Sinocyclocheilus anshuiensis, 633 nucleotides long. Its product is annotated as somatotropin-2. The transcript has 5 exons. The record is from RefSeq and is a predicted model, not a curated record. The coding region runs from base 1 to 633 and encodes 210 amino acids. Gene Ontology annotation, biological process: animal organ development; response to nutrient levels; positive regulation of receptor signaling pathway via JAK-STAT. Gene Ontology annotation, molecular function: growth hormone activity; growth hormone receptor binding. Gene Ontology annotation, cellular component: extracellular region. NCBI's taxonomy places the organism in Eukaryota, Metazoa, Chordata, Actinopteri, Cypriniformes, Cyprinidae.